CUUUUCUGUUCGUCACGUGACCGGAAGCCUGCUGCCACCCCAGAGAAGGACGCCGGUGUCGUUAAAGCCAUGAGCAGCUGAUCUGGAACUAAGCCGCCGUCGACGGCGUGCUUACGUGCGUCGGUGCUCGUCUUUUUAGUGUCUUUGUCGUCAUGGCCGUGAGAGCCGCCGCGGAGGGUUUGACGUGGCGCCGCUUGAGGUGUUUACGCCUGCAAAGUGUCAUGGCGGCGGUCGGCAGGCGAGAGUGCAGCCAAGUAGCGACCCAACAGGACGCAGGCCCUAAGAGGUCAAAGUUCAGGCCGGCGCCCAGCUCCACACACGACUGGAUCGGCCCCCCCAACCCUCUGUCCAACCUGCGACCCGUGAUCUACCGCGUCCCCGAGAACGAGUCCGAGCUGGAGGGACGCUUGAGGACUCUGAGGCAGGACACCGAGGACUGGAACCACCGCUUCUGGACCAAGCAGAAUCUCAGCUUCAGCAAGGACAAAGACGAUUUCAUCGCCUCCCAGCUGAAGGUCCAAGGCUUGUCUGAGCGAGACGAGCAAGGACGGCGUCGCGCUCUGAGCAGCGAAGAAAUGGCCGUGUUCUACAAACGCUUCUUGGACAUAAACAAAGAGCGACACGCUAACUACAACAAGGAGUGGUAUCGCCGCAACUUCGCCAUCACCUUCCUCAUGGCCCGCGUCGCCCUGGGCAACCUGUGGAGGAGCGUCACCAAUAAACACAGCAGAUCUCAAACAUAACCGCUCACCUGUCCAGCGUCUGUUCCUAUGUAAAUACACCUCUACAGACACUUUAUUAGGUACACCAUCCACUUGGCUCCAACUUUCAUAAUCCAUCCAUCCAUUCUCUUCCGCUUAUCCGAGGUCGGGUCGCGGGGGCAGCAGCCUAAGCAGAGAAGCCCAGACUUCUCUCUCCCCAGCCAUUUUGUCCAGCUCCUCCCGGGGGCAUCCCGAGGCUUCCACUUUUUUUAUAAGCGUUUUGAAAAAAAUGUAUAAACGUAUGCAUUAUCCUGUUGUAUCUCACAUUCUGUAUUGUGUUUUGGAAAGAGAUUGUCAUAAACGUUACUUAAUUCAUUAAAAAA
Messenger RNA from Entelurus aequoreus (snake pipefish), 1084 nucleotides. Its product is annotated as cytochrome c oxidase assembly factor 8. The transcript has 5 exons. Gene Ontology annotation, cellular component: mitochondrion. The record is from RefSeq and is a predicted model, not a curated record. Bases 153 to 743 code for a protein of 196 amino acids. Gene Ontology annotation, biological process: intrinsic apoptotic signaling pathway. Lineage: Eukaryota; Metazoa; Chordata; Actinopteri; Syngnathiformes; Syngnathidae.